ACUUUUUAUAAUUUUGUUUAUAUGAAUCUUAUAUCUAUUUGUUAUUAAUAAAUAAUCUUAGCACUCAAUUUUUUUUCUUGUUCAAAAUUUACAUCAAAGAUUUGGGAUAAAUUGACACCAUUUUAGUUAAUGAAAAUUGUCCUUACGUACAAAAGUUAACAAAGUUUUUAUAUUUUAAUUUUAAAAAAAGUCUUUUAUUUUGUAUGCAGUUUAUUAUUUUUUUGUUAAUUUAAUUUAGUUUUUGAAUAUUUCCACUAUUUAAUAGAUAAAGUUAAAGCCGUUAUUCAGUACACUUGUCCAAAAACUUGUCUUUUUCUUAGAUGGAGAUCCAUAACAAGAGUUUGACUUUUCUUUGUAGGGUUUGUGGAUUUUUGGUUGGUAAAAAAAGUUACCCUAUUGGAACAAACCAAAAAAAUAAAAUUGAAAAGGUUUUCCAUGUUAUGCUAUCAGAUGAGCAAGAAAAUGUUCAUCCAAACAAAAUUUGCCAUAAAUGUUAUAAUACUAUUAACAAUGUUAUCAAAAGAAUGACAUCAACAACACUUCAUUUAAGUAUGAACUGGAAACCUCAUUGUGAUGAAUGCUUUUGCUGUCAACAGGUAGAAAAACUCUGUAAAGAUCUAAAUGUUGCAUAAUUACUUAAACAAAAUAAUAAGCUUAUUGGUCGCCCUGGUAUUGGUGAAAAACUCUGGUCAUUUUCGAUGAUUGCUAACAUUAAAAAAAGUAUUGUGACAACACAUGACUCAGAAAUAGUUAUUGAAGAAUUAAAAAAUGAAUUUAAUCCUCAUUUACAACUUUGUCAGUGUAAUUUAUGUGGUAAAAUACCAAAACAACCAGUAACUCUAAAAAAAUGCAAACACUUAUUUUGUUUUUUCUGAAUAGUGGAAAAUAUAAAAGUAAAAAAACUCAAUGAAACAUCAUGUCCAAAAUGUAAAGAACUCAUUUUACCUGAAGAUUUAGUGACAAGUGUUAAAACAAAUUCUCUUUUAAAUAUGUUAACUGUUGAGUGUAUAUGUAAAAAAAAAUACAAUGUAAUAAAAGAAUAUGAUUUAUAUACUAAUUAUAAGAGUGUCUGCAUUGAUAAAUCAAUAGUACAAGCAGCCCCAUUGUUAUCACCAUCAAUAUCUUCAUUUGCUUCUAACUUGGCUUCAUCAUCAUCUUUUACAGUAUCAACAUCAUCAUCAACAUCUUAUUUAUUUAACAAUAACAUUUCUGAGAUUUUCAAUCUCACAGUGGAUAAUGAUAUUCCAAGAAUAGUUGAAGAUGCUGCACUGCAUGUUCUUAAGCAAAAGAUGGCUAAAGAUAGUGGACAAGUAGUUGAGUUUAAAAGUGGAGGAUCUAGACCAGUUUUGUUUUCGCUUACUCCAAAAGCAUAUGUUAGCAGUAACCAAGCAUCAAAUACAACUAUAAGAGUCAGAAAUGCUUCUACCAAAAGACACAUGAAAGUUAUUUCUGGUACAUCCAAUGAUGCAGUCUGUUGCCAAAUAUCGAAGCUGAUAAAUUCAUUUCAAGCAGAGACAAAGAGGUGGCUGAGGAGCUUUUAUAUAAAUACAGCAUCACAUUCUUCACAAAGAAUAGUUGCUGAAAAGUUAUCUGGUGAUGACCUAGUUGUAGAAAAUGCACCAUUUCCCUUUGAAAAGGAAGAAAAAGGAACAUUCGAAAUAAAAUAUGUAUCUUGGGGCUAUAUUGAAAAUUUACCAAUGCAUAUUUUAAGACAUCUUGAUCAAUUAGAAAGUUGUAAAAGACUUCAUCACUAUGAAUUUAUUCAUGAGAAAGAGAUACAAAUUAAAAUAGGAGGUGAUUAUGGUGGAGGGAGUUUUAAAAUGACAUACCAGGUUGCAAAUACCUUAAACCCAAAUAGCAAAGACAACACCAUAGUUUUUAGCAUUUUCGAGGCAAAAGAUUACAGUGUCAAUGUCAAAGUAGCCAUGUCAAGGUUUGAAAAGCAAAUAGAAGAUCUUCAAAAAAUGAAGUAUAAGGAGGCAUUGUUGUCUUUUCUGUUAUGCGACAGCAAGUGACAUGAAAUUUGGUGAGCAUAAAAGUUCUGAAAUAAAAGAUCGUACCUUAGAAGAUCUGUUUUUGGACCAUGAAAGAUUUAUAGAAAACGGAGGUUUAAAGAAAAAUGCAAAAAAUUUCAAUAAUGUCAUCACAGAGCCAAUUUUGAAAGUACCACUAGAUCAAGUAUCUUUACCUAGUCUCCAUAUGGCUCUUGGUAUUUAUUUGAAUUUUUUUAAUUUUUUUGAAGAAGUCCAUCAAUUGGACAUUUUGAUUGCUGCAGAAGCAGUCAAAAGCAACAUCUAUUUUUUGGAAGAAUAUCCAGUUUUCGUAUCAAAACAAAAACAACUGUUAAAUCUUCAAACUGAAAUUCCUAACCUCGAUAAUCAAAUUCAAUUAAUUAAUGAUUUUAUUUUGUUAGCUGCUGUUAACAGUUCAGAUAAUUUAGAAAAUAUUCAAUCUCUAUACUUUACAGAAAUUGAGUUAUUUAAUUGUGAAAAAGCAAAAAAGGUUAAACAAUUUAUUAGUUUAAUUAAUUUGAUAUUAUGUUUUAUUGAUUUCAUAAUUUUUGUUUCAUAUUAUUUUUAUAUUAUUAUGUGUAGUGAAACUUAUUUAAAAUAGAGUUUGUGUUUGUAAUUGAUUUGGUAUGCAUUAAACAGUUUUGCAAGCAUUUGGUAUGGUGCAAUUUAAUUAUAGAAAACAGCUUAAUAUAAGCAUUAUUAAUAAUAGCAAUUUUGUAAACUGUUUAUAUGUGUGCACAUUUUGUCUUUGUUGUUAUGGAAUGAAUAAUUUAUUCAUUCCAUAACAACAAAGACAUAACAUUCAUAAUAAGUUAUAAUUUUUGCUGCUAUGCAAGUAUUGUUGGUUUAUGUUAUUCUAUUUGAAGUUUUUUUUCAGACAAAUAUAUAUAAUACUCUGUUUGGGAAACAUUCCUUUGAAUUGGGUCAAAGACAAUGCACAAAGAUGAUCGAGACGGUAGCUUAAAGUACAACGUCAAGCUUACCACGGAAAAAGUUUUAUAGGAAACCAUGUGCAUAAAAUGCUAAAAAAAUCUUCAAUACUUCAGCUAUGCAACUGCAUCCCGAAGCUUGUCCACGAGGAAGGAUAUUCAGGAACAAACGUGCAUCAGUUUGCAGUUGAAAUUAGCAAUAAAUAUAAACAACUAUUUGAUAAAUUUGCCCAGUGCUAUAAAAUAUUUUCUUCAAAAAAUACAAUUACACAAGACGAUUUAAUUCUUUUAA
This is a messenger RNA of Hydra vulgaris (swiftwater hydra), 3233 nucleotides long. RefSeq lists its product as uncharacterized. NCBI's taxonomy places the organism in Eukaryota, Metazoa, Cnidaria, Hydrozoa, Anthoathecata, Hydridae. The record is from RefSeq and is a predicted model, not a curated record.